Molecule: messenger RNA, 1302 nt
Organism: Neopsephotus bourkii (Bourke's parrot)
Lineage: Eukaryota; Metazoa; Chordata; Aves; Psittaciformes; Psittacidae
Gene: EGLN3
Product: egl-9 family hypoxia inducible factor 3
Exons: 5
Coding region: 345-1070 (241 amino acids)
Biological process (GO): peptidyl-proline hydroxylation to 4-hydroxy-L-proline; cellular response to hypoxia
Cellular component (GO): nucleus; cytoplasm
Molecular function (GO): ferrous iron binding; L-ascorbic acid binding; peptidyl-proline 4-dioxygenase activity
Source: RefSeq, a predicted model, not a curated record
CCGUGCGGGUGGGCUCCACCCACGUGCGGCGGUGCGAGCACACAUCCCGCACGUAGCUGGCGUAUUAAUCAGCGCGGGGCCAUCUGCCGACCCGGCUGUAUCGCGGGCGCGGGUCGCCGGCUCCGCUUCCCGCACGCUGUUCGGGCUCCGGCAGCACCGCUGGCACGGGCGCAGCUCAGCCCGCCGCGGCGGAGAAACUUUUCUCUCGCCAUACUUCGCCUGGCCCUGCACCGCUGCGGAGUUACCGUCUGGCUCGUACUGGAGUCCGCGACGGCCCAGAGGGCAUCGCCUCCCGACGCGGGCGCCGUUAGGGCAGCGGCGCUCCCGCUCGUCCCCGCCGCGCCAUGCCGUUGGGGCACAUCAUGAGGCUCGACCUGGAAAGAAUCGCCCUGGAGUAUGUCGUGCCCUGCUUGCACGACAUCGGCUUUUGCUACCUGGACAACUUCCUGGGGGAGGUGGUGGGGGACUGUGUGCUGGAGCGGGUGAAGAGAAUGCAUCGCGACGGGGAGCUCGCUGACGGGCAGCUGGCCGGCCCCAGCCGCGGCGUGGCCAAGCGGCACCUCCGCGGCGACCAGAUUAAGUGGAUCGGCGGCACGGAGGAGGGUUGCGAGGCCAUCAACUUCCUCCUCACGCUGAUAGACCGCCUGGUGAUGUACUGCGGCAGCCGGCUCGGCAAGUACUACGUGAAGGAGCGAUCCAAGGCUAUGGUCGCUUGCUAUCCUGGAAAUGGAACUGGGUAUGUUCGUCAUGUGGACAAUCCAAAUGGCGAUGGUCGCUGCAUCACCUGUAUUUAUUACCUGAACAAGAACUGGGACUCCAAGCUUCAUGGUGGAAUUCUCCGGAUAUUCCCAGAAGGAAAGUCCUAUGUAGCAGAUGUUGAGCCAAUUUUUGACCGAUUACUUUUUUUUUGGUCAGAUCGAAGGAACCCCCAUGAAGUUCAGCCUUCUUAUGCAACCAGAUAUGCCAUGACUGUGUGGUAUUUUGAUGCUGAAGAAAGAGCAGAAGCCAAAAAGAAGUUCAGGAACUUAACUGAUGCAAGGAAGAGAGAAGCACCUCUUAAUGAAGACUAAUAACUGUUCCUGAACAAUUUGUGAGGAAAUAAGAUCCCAAAGAUGACUUCCAUUUCCAGCGAACAAGGGCAAAUUCUUGUUAUGCACGAGAACACACUGGUUGUGUCUAGCAUGUGCAUCUUACACUGAUGGUACUUACGGCAGCCUUCUGUCAUGCGUGCAUCUAGUAGAAGGAGCACUUGUUUUCUAUUUGCCUUUUGCUGGAAAAAGUAACCAGGGUUAAAGAAAAAGA